AUGAACAAUAUCUCAGUGGUGGCAGAAUUUGUUCUCUUGGGUUUUUCAGGCCCAUGGAAGCUUCAGUUCUUGCAAUCUGGGACCUUUGUAGUGAUCUACCUGAUGGCCUUCAUGGGGAAUGGCCUCAUUAUCACCACAGCAUCAUUGGAUCCCUGCAUGCACACACCCAUGUACUUCUUAAAGAAUCUGUCCCUUUUUGAUAUCCUCAUUUCUGCCAUUGUGCCCAAAACUUUUGCCAACUCCUUGACCCACAUUAACUCCAUCUCAUUCCCCGGCUGUGUCACGCAGGUCUUCCUGGUGCCUUUUGCCGCAGGGGCAGAGCUGUUCCUGCUCACAGCGAUGUCCAUCGACCGCUAUGCUGCCAUCUGCCAUCCUCUGCACUAUGAGCUCAUCAUGAACAGGGGCCGGUGUGUGCACAUGGUGGCUCUGUCCUGGCUCAGCAGUGGCCUGAUAUCCAUUGCACAUACAGCAGGAACCUUUUCCCUAACUUACUGUGGGCCCAAUGAAGUCCAGCAAUUCUUCUGUGACAUUCCCCAGUUGUUAGCUAUUACUUGCUCAGAGAAUGUAACAGUGGAAAUUGUGAUCAUUCUUACUGAUGCAGUCCUGGACUUAUGUUGCUUUAUCUGCAUCAUAGUCUCAUACAUCUACAUCUUCUCCACUGUUAGAAAGAUUCCAUCUACGGAAGGGCAGUCAAAAGCCUAUUCCACCUGCCUCCCACACCUGGUAGUAGUUGUUCUUUUUCUCUCAACUGCUUUCAUUGCUUACCUGAAACCUAUCUUAGGGUCUACAUCAGUCACUGAUCAUGUUCUAUCAUCUUUCUAUAUUUUGUUGCCUCCUUCCCUUAGUCCCAUCAUAUACAGCCUAAGAAACAAAGCCACGAGAGCUAGUUUGGAGAAGCUGAUCACUAAGAAGCUCUGGGUGAAAAGAAUAUCAUUUUUCUCUAAGAAUAAAUGCAUUGUAUUCUUAAUAUUUGUGUAA
Manis javanica (Malayan pangolin) is the source of this 978-nucleotide messenger RNA. The record is from RefSeq and is a predicted model, not a curated record. NCBI's taxonomy places the organism in Eukaryota, Metazoa, Chordata, Mammalia, Pholidota, Manidae.